Molecule: messenger RNA, 408 nt
Organism: Helianthus annuus (common sunflower)
Lineage: Eukaryota; Viridiplantae; Streptophyta; Magnoliopsida; Asterales; Asteraceae
Product: zinc finger protein ZAT11
Exons: 1
Coding region: 1-408 (135 amino acids)
Source: RefSeq, a predicted model, not a curated record
AUGUCCAUGAGUAUAGAGAUGGAGAAAAUGGUUACAGGUUCUUCUAGCACUAAUGGUACUUUCGAAUGCAAAACAUGUGGAAAAAGAUUUCAAAGUUUUCAAGCACUCGGCGGCCACCAGGGAAUCCACAGGAAGGUUGAUCACGUUAACGAAAGAACCUUGUUAACUCUGAAUAUCUUGGCUCCAAAGGCAGCGUUGCACCGAUGCAAGAUUUGCAUGAAGGAGUUUGAGACGGGGCCUGCGUUGGGCGGCCACAUGACGCGCCACAGGCUUCAAAAAGAUUUGGACAAGGAGGUGGUGGAGGGUGGCGGUUUGAUGCUGAUAGCGGCCGAAGCGCAGUUGGAGGCUGAGGAACGGCAUUAUAUGGAGUUGAUGUUGGCGGCGAAAGAAUGGCGACUGUUUAUGUGA